GCUCUGGGGUGAGUUCUCAGUUGUGCCUCAGUUUCCCCAUCUGUAAAGUGGGCAUAACAGCAGCACCCACCUCACAAGGUUCUUGUGAGGGUUAGUGAGUUAAUCGUCAUAGAGCUGCUCGGAAUAGUUCCUGGCAUAGCAAGACCUAUUAUAUAAGCGUUGGGGAAUACCGUAAAAAUAAAUAAAGCUCCCGAGCCAUUCAUUAGCCUCUGGAUUCGGGAGAGGAUUACACUCCAGAAUAAAGAGGAUAUAACAAAAGAAAAACAAAAUACGCUAUGAUUCAACUGAGUGCUGAGAACUACGGGGAAUGAUAGGAAGAAGCCCCAGAAAGAUGCUCAGACAGGGGCCGUCAGGAGCGACUGGCCCCCUUGGGUCCACCCUCAGGUCGAUGCUCCCCCUGUGCUGGCACCCCCAGCUCCCUGCAUCCCCUGGGCUUCAGCCUCUCGGGAGUUUAAUGAGCUGAGCUACCUACCCAUUGUGGAUCCAGGACGCGCGUCCUCAGGGACCUGCUCCAACAACAAUAAGGAAAUAGACUCUUCUAGAAACACACGAUGGACAACAUGCACCCCUGAGGGGUAUAUAAGCCCCAAGCACCCCAGGCAGCUCACACACCCUCAACCACCCUCUCCGGCACACACACACAUACACUCACACACACCCGCCUCCAGCCCCACCGCCCCACCAUGGCCGCCUCCACCCUGUCCGUCUGCUCCAGCGACCUCAGCUAUGGCAGCCGGGUCUGCCAGCCCGGUUCCUGGGACUCCUGCCCCGACUCCUCCUGGCAGGUGGACGACGGCCCAGAGAGCUGCUGCGAGCCCCCCUGCUGCGCCCCCAGCUGCUGCGUCCCGGCCCCCUGCUUGAGCCUCAUCUGCACCCCCGCCAGCUGUGUGUACAGCCCCUGCCAGGCAGCCUGCACCAGCUCCUGCACGCCCUCGUGCUGCCAGCAGUCUAGCUGCCAGCCCUCCUGCUGUGCCUCCUCCCCCUGCCAGCAGGCCUGCUGCGUGCCAGUCUGCUGCACCCCCGUCUGCUGCAAGCCCGUGUGCUGUGUGCCCGUCUGCUGUGGGCCCUCCCCCUGCUCAGACCCCUCAUGCUGCCAGCAGUCUAGCUGCCAGCCCUCCUGCUGCACCUCCUCCCCCUGCCAGCAGGACUGCUGUGUGCCCGUCUCCUGCACCCCCGUCUGCUGCAAGCCUGUGUGCUGUGUGCCCGUCUGCCCUGGGCCCUCCCCCUGCUCAGACACCUCGUGCUGCCAGCAGUCUAGCUGCCAGCCCUCCUGCUCCGCCUCCUCCCCCUGCCAGCAGGCCUGCUGCGUGCCCGUCUGCUGCACCCCCGUCUGCUGCAAGCCCGUGUGCUGUGUGCCCGUUUGCUCUGGGGCCUCCCCCUGCUCAGACUCCUCAUGCUGCCAGCAGUCUAGCUGCCAGCCGUCCUGCUGCACCUCCUCCCCCUGCCAGCAGGCCUGCUGCGUGCCCGUCUCCUGCACACCCGCCUGCUCCAAGGCCUCCCCCUGCCCAGCCCCCUCGUGCUGCCAGCCCAGCCCCUGCCCCCCGUCCUGCUGCAAACCCUCCUCCUGCGUGUCCCUCAUCUGCCGCCCCGUGUGCAGGCCCGCCUGCUGCGUGCCCGUGCCCUCCUGCUGCGGCCCUGCCUCCUGCCAGCCCAGCUGCUGCCGCCCGGCCUCCAGCGUGUCCCUGCUCUGCCGGCCUGUGUGCAAACCCUCCUCCUGCGUGUCCCUGCUCUGCCGCCCCACGUGCUCCCGCGUGGCCCGCUGCAGCCCCGCCUCGGCCCAGAAGUCCUGCUACUGACUGGGCACGUCCUCCAGGGCCAGCCGGGCACUAUGGGACACCGCACCUCUCCCACUGCCUCUGUCAGGAUGUAACCCCAGCACAAGCUUCAGCACUCAUCGAAGCGUGAAUGCUCGCUGACCUCAGACCCCAACAACCAGGGUUCAGCCUGCAGCCUCCACAUCAGGCCCGGGUGAACCUGAGACGGCCCUCCCCUAUUACUGGUGGCUCCCUGGUUGUUUCUGAUGGCCAGGGCCCCAGCCCUUCCCCAUAGCCUUACUGGGGCCUCUACCCUCUACCCGGAAGCCAUUUGCCCUCCCCACCUUGGACGUGUCUUGAACAGAAUGAAUAAACUCGCCGUCCUUGCC
Molecule: messenger RNA, 2143 nt
Organism: Equus caballus (horse)
Lineage: Eukaryota; Metazoa; Chordata; Mammalia; Perissodactyla; Equidae
Product: keratin-associated protein 10-1
Cellular component (GO): keratin filament
Source: RefSeq, a predicted model, not a curated record